Ochotona princeps (American pika) is the source of this 378-nucleotide messenger RNA. RefSeq names its product C-C motif chemokine ligand 1 (gene CCL1). The transcript has 3 exons. The coding region runs from base 1 to 291 and encodes 96 amino acids. Gene Ontology annotation, biological process: positive regulation of GTPase activity; cellular response to interleukin-1; cellular response to tumor necrosis factor. Gene Ontology annotation, cellular component: extracellular region. The record is from RefSeq and is a predicted model, not a curated record. Lineage: Eukaryota; Metazoa; Chordata; Mammalia; Lagomorpha; Ochotonidae. Gene Ontology annotation, molecular function: CCR chemokine receptor binding; chemokine activity.
AUGAAGCUGACUCCCGUGGCCCUGGCAUGCCUGCUGCUGGCCGCAGUAUGGCUCCAAGAAGUGGACGGCAGGAGCAUGCAUGUGUCCUCCUCCAACUGCUGCUUUUCCUUCGUGGAGAGAAAGAUUCCCCUGAAGAUGAUUCACUGCUACAGAAAAACCAGCUCCACCUGCCCCUAUGACGCCUUCAUAUUCAAGAUGAAAGGAGGCAGAGAAAGCUGUGCCUUGAACACGGAGGGUUGGGUCCAGGGUUACCUCAAAAAGAUUAAGCCCUGCCUGCCCAAGGGGAAAUGAGCCAAUUGCUUUCCUAACUGGCUGUGGGCACCGUGUGCUCUCCCCCUACCCCACCCCAAUCCUGUUCCCUUCCUUCUGCACACCUUC